ACUGAGCAUGCCCGGCUCGGCUGCGCGCGGGCUCCGGGCCUCCCGUGCCUCUCCUCCUCCCCGCUCGUCUCCCGCCCCUACCCACCCGCCCGCGCCUCUCCCCUUCCCUGCGCGUCUCCCCCUCCCCGCGGUUAAGGAGCCGGCAGCCCGAACUCCGGCGCGCCAGGUUUUUCCAGCCGCCGCGAGCGCCAGGAGGGAGGGGAGCGCCGCACCAGACAGAGCACUGGGUUCAACACCAGGAUUGGUUGCAAGUAGGGAGCUUUCGCCACUACACCGGGCCCCUCGGACUGUGCCGGCGCCGCACCCGAGGCUCUCGCCAGCCCAGCGCCCAGGUGCUGAGGAAUCAUUGACAUAGAGUAACUCCACAGCAUGUGUCUUCAAGAGCUUCCCUGAAAGAUUAAAGGUUAUACAAAACUUAGAAGAAGCAGCGAUUCUAUUCACUUGUUAUUGGACUUGAAACUCCCUUUGACCUUGGAAACUGAAGAUGAGGUUGCCAUGGGAACUGCUGGUACUGCAAUCAUUCAUGUUGUGCCUUGCAGAUGAUUCCACACUGCAUGGCCCGAUUUUUAUUCAAGAACCAAGUCCUGUAAUGUUCCCUUUGGAUUCUGAGGAGAAAAAAGUGAAGCUCAAUUGUGAAGUUAAAGGAAAUCCAAAACCUCAUAUCAGGUGGAAGUUAAAUGGAACAGAUGUUGACACUGGUAUGGAUUUCCGCUACAGUGUUGUUGAAGGCAGCUUGUUGAUCAAUAACCCCAAUAAAACCCAAGAUGCUGGAACGUACCAGUGCACAGCAACAAACUCGUUUGGAACAAUUGUUAGCAGAGAAGCAAAGCUUCAGUUUGCUUAUCUUGACAACUUUAAAACAAGAACAAGAAGCACUGUGUCUGUUCGUCGAGGUCAAGGAAUGGUGCUACUGUGUGGCCCGCCACCCCAUUCUGGAGAGCUGAGUUAUGCCUGGAUCUUCAAUGAAUACCCUUCCUAUCAGGAUAAUCGCCGCUUUGUUUCUCAAGAGACUGGGAAUCUGUAUAUUGCCAAAGUAGAAAAAUCAGAUGUUGGGAAUUAUACCUGUGUGGUUACCAAUACUGUGACAAACCACAAGGUCCUGGGGCCACCUACACCACUAAUAUUGAGAAAUGAUGGAGUGAUGGGUGAAUAUGAGCCCAAAAUAGAAGUGCAGUUCCCAGAAACAGUUCCGACUGCAAAAGGAGCAACGGUGAAGCUGGAAUGCUUUGCUUUAGGAAAUCCAGUACCAACUAUUAUCUGGCGAAGAGCUGAUGGAAAGCCGAUAGCAAGGAAAGCCAGAAGACACAAGUCAAAUGGAAUUCUUGAGAUCCCUAAUUUUCAGCAGGAGGAUGCUGGUUUAUAUGAAUGUGUGGCUGAAAAUUCCAGAGGGAAAAAUGUAGCAAGGGGACAGCUAACUUUCUAUGCUCAACCUAAUUGGAUUCAAAAAAUAAAUGAUAUUCACGUGGCCAUGGAAGAAAAUGUCUUUUGGGAAUGUAAAGCAAAUGGAAGGCCUAAGCCUACAUACAGGUGGCUAAAAAAUGGCGAACCUCUGCUAACUCGGGAUAGAAUUCAAAUUGAGCAAGGAACACUCAACAUAACAAUAGUGAACCUCUCGGAUGCUGGCAUGUAUCAGUGUUUGGCAGAGAAUAAACAUGGAGUUAUCUUUUCCAAUGCAGAGCUUAAUGUUAUAGCUGUAGGUCCAGAUUUUUCAAGAACACUCUUGAAAAGAGUAACUCUUGUCAAAGUGGGAGGUGAAGUUGUCAUUGAGUGUAAGCCAAAAGCGUCUCCAAAACCUGUUUACACCUGGAAGAAAGGAAGGGAUAUAUUAAAAGAAAAUGAAAGAAUUACCAUUUCUGAAGAUGGAAACCUCAGAAUCAUCAACGUUACUAAAUCAGACGCUGGGAGUUAUACCUGUAUAGCCAGUAACCAUUUUGGAACUGCUAGCAGUACUGGAAACUUGGUAGUGAAAGAUCCAACAAGGGUAAUGGUGCCCCCUUCCAGUAUGGAUGUCACUGUUGGAGAAAGUAUUGUUUUGCCGUGCCAGGUAACGCAUGAUCACUCGCUAGACAUCGUGUUUACUUGGUCAUUUAAUGGACACCUGAUAGACUUUGACAGAGAUGGGGACCACUUUGAAAGAGUUGGAGGGCAGGAUUCAGCUGGUGAUUUGAUGAUCCGAAACAUCCAACUGAAGCAUGCUGGGAAAUAUGUCUGCAUGGUCCAAACAAGUGUGGACAGGCUAUCUGCUGCCGCAGACCUGAUUGUAAGAGGUCCUCCAGGUCCCCCAGAGGCUGUGACAAUAGACGAAAUCACAGAUACCACUGCUCAGCUCUCCUGGAGACCCGGGCCUGACAACCACAGCCCCAUCACCAUGUAUGUCAUUCAAGCCAGGACUCCGUUCUCCGUGGGCUGGCAAGCAGUCAGUACAGUCCCAGAACUCAUUGAUGGGAAGACAUUCACAGCAACUGUGGUGGGUUUGAAUCCUUGGGUCGAAUAUGAAUUCCGCACAGUUGCAGCCAAUGUGAUUGGGAUUGGGGAGCCCAGCCGCCCCUCAGAGAAACGGAGAACAGAAGAAGCUCUCCCCGAAGUCACACCAGCAAAUGUCAGUGGUGGCGGAGGCAGCAAAUCUGAACUGGUUAUAACCUGGGAGACAGUCCCUGAGGAAUUACAGAAUGGUCGAGGCUUUGGUUAUGUGGUGGCCUUCCGGCCCUAUGGUAAAAUGAUCUGGAUGCUGACAGUGCUGGCCUCAGCUGACGCCUCUAGAUAUGUGUUCAGGAAUGAGAGCGUGCGCCCCUUCUCUCCCUUUGAGGUUAAAGUAGGUGUCUUCAACAACAAAGGAGAAGGCCCUUUCAGUCCCACCACAGUGGUGUAUUCUGCAGAAGAAGAACCCACCAAACCACCAGCCAGUAUCUUUGCCAGAAGUCUUUCUGCCACAGAUAUUGAAGUUUUCUGGGCCUCCCCACUGGAGAAGAAUAGAGGACGAAUACAAGGUUAUGAGGUUAAAUAUUGGAGACAUGAAGACAAAGAAGAAAAUGCUAGAAAAAUACGAACAGUUGGAAAUCAGACAUCAACAAAAAUCACUAACUUAAAAGGCAGUGCACUGUAUCACUUAGCUGUCAAGGCAUAUAAUUCUGCUGGGACAGGCCCCUCUAGUGCAACAGUCAAUGUGACAACCCGAAAGCCACCACCAAGUCAACCCCCCGGAAACAUCAUAUGGAAUUCAUCGGACUCCAAAAUUAUACUGAAUUGGGAUCAAGUGAAGGCCCUGGAUAAUGAGUCGGAAGUAAAAGGAUACAAAGUCUUGUACAGAUGGAACAGACAAAGCAGCACAUCUGUCAUUGAAACAAAUAAAACAUCGGUGGAGCUUUCUUUGCCUUUCGAUGAAGAUUAUAUAAUAGAAAUUAAGCCAUUCAGCGACGGAGGAGAUGGCAGCAGCAGUGAACAAAUUCGAAUUCCAAAGAUAUCAAAUGCCUACGCAAGAGGAUCCGGGGCUUCCACUUCGAAUGCAUGUACGCUGUCAGCCAUCAGUACAAUAAUGAUUUCCCUCACAGCUAGGUCCAGUUUAUGACAAAAGUUAUCUAAAGGACUUGCUGUUUAUAAUAUAAGCAACAUUUAGCUAGUUGUUUUGAAGACACCCAGUACUAAGUAAUAUUGUUGUUCAAGUACAUCUUAUUACUGGAAUAAAAAUGUUUUUUGCUUCUUUAGGAAUGGCAUUAUACAGUACUUCCUCAAAGCAAAUCUAGCUUUGUCUGAAGUUUCUUUGGAAACUCUGCAAUGCACUGAAGACAUCUGUAAUAUGAUGUUACCAAAGCAGUUUACAUAUGUCCUUAUAUGCAUAUUUUUUAUUAUAUAUUUAGUGUUUUAUAGAAUUUUUUAAAGUUAACAUAUAAUGUAGAUAUUAAUUUUUUCCUCGGCUGUAAAAUGCUAUGGGCAACACAAUCAUGCAAUUAUAAUUUGAAAAUAUUUCCUUUAAAGACAGAGUUUGAAACUCAUCUCGGUAAAUAAAUUGCAAAUUACUUGUACAGUUUUACAAGGAUCUCAUGGCAGAACAGCUGAAGACUUGGUCUAUAACUCAAGGCUGUUGUAUGCAAACUACUCUUCUAGUGGUUAAUGCAUUGAAUCAAGUCCUUUUGACAUGUACAAUAUGUUUUCCCAUGCCAUCGUGAAUUUUGUUGUUCAACACAACUUGAGAUGGUUUCAGGAAUGGCUGCAAUCUCAAAAGCUAAAUUUACUGCCCAAGAGGCACCUUGUGCAAUAUUACCAUCCCUGAAUUUAGCAUUGUACAGUAAGAUUUUCUUUUCACUCAACUAAGUUAGCAUUGUCUUUGUAGUAGCAUUAUCUUAGACAUUAAAUUUGACGUAACAUAUAUCCUGUAGUAACAUAGACCAAAAGUUACUAUAGUCAACCAAGUCUUUCAAAGGAUAAAAGAUAAUUUUAUUAUCUUUAACUGUAUCUAUUUUGAAUGUAAAUUUAAAAAAAGUAAUUAUCUGUCAAUGGAUUCAUAAUUUCUUUACAAAAUUUCUUAUAUAUAAUAUGUGUAUCUCUGUAAUAAUAGAGCCCUUCUUUUGAAUCAAAAUUACAUAUGGAGUUUGGAAGACUUCUCCUAUUUCAACAAAUAGUUGCUGCAAGAAUUUUUAAUAUGACUCUAUAAAAGAUCUUUAGUACAAUUGUAUGGUUUCUUGAUGAUUCUGUUUUGCAAUAGGUAGCCUAGUUGCUUUAUAUGCUUUACCUUCUAAGUCUUAAAAUCACACACUGGAAAAUGACAAUAUCAACAAAACUGUAUUCUUAUGAAAAGAACUAUUUGUUACAAUGGGAAAGGUUUUGUAAGCAAACCCUAGUGGAACAGUGACAUAAAAGGCAAUGAAAUUUUCUAUAAACAUUUUCUCAUGUAAACAUGCUGCCACCUUUUCUUCUUUCUCAGAGAACUCAAAUUUGCUGUAAUUUGUCAUUUUUGCUUACAAAUAAUAUAACUUUUCAACCUUCUAGUUAUAUUUAUCAAUAAAGUCAUAAUCGGGAUUCCAUUUGUGUAAAAACUAGGGUGGUAACCGGAAAAAAAAUAUUGUCAGUAUUUCAAGCUGUGUUCCUUUCUUAGUUUGAUAUGGUUACUUCUAUGUUAAAAUAAAAUUUAAAAUCACAUGCAAAAAAAAUCAACAAAAUAAUAAAAUGAAUGAAAAAAAAAUGACACCCAGGGAGUUCCCAAACCCAGUGUAAAUGAUAUUUACCAGUGAUCUAGCAUAUGUAAUCUUUUUUAAAGGUAUUGUUAAUAAAUAUUCUGUCAUUUGUAAAGAUACUUGUCUUUUGGGAGCAUUUUUCCUGCCUGCCUGUCAGGGAAUUUGUUAGCUUACCUUUGUGCUAGUUAUAAUUUGGGAUCAUAGAGGGACUCAAAAGUCUCUACCCAAAUCUAGAUGACCCAGAGCUUUUCCUUUGGAAUUGGCAACCCUGAAGCACCAUUUCAAAUCCUCUUUGGAAAUAGAGAGGGUCCUAAUCCACAAGUAAAUGUCCUGAAGAUGAGACUUGAAUAUUUUCUCUUGAUUACCUAAGUCUUUUGUAUAUUUACUGUAAGUAUAUCUGUUGUUUCCCUCACCCCGAUUGCUAAAAGGAUAAGUUCUAAGCUUGAGCAUUUAAGGCUCUUUUUUUUUUGAGACGGAGUCUCGCUCUGUCACCCAGGCUGGAGUGCAUUGUUGCAAUCUCAGCUCACUGCAACCUCUGCCUCCCAGGUUCAAGCAAUUCUCCUGCCUCAGCCUCCCAAGUAGCUGGGAUUACAGGCGCCCACCACUACACUGGGCUAAUUUUUGUAUUUUUAGUAGAGACGAGGUUUCACCAUGUUAGUCAGGCUGGUCUCAAACUCCUGACCUCAGGUGAUCCUCCCAAAGUGCUGGGAUUACAGGCAUGAGCCACCACACCCAGCCCUUAAGGCCCUUUUUAAUCCAAAACAAUUUAACUGUGUAUGCAGCCACAUUAAGCCCUCCCUGACCCCUGAACACUGCUUGCUUUUGGUCUCACCUCUGUGCCUUUAGUCUUAUGGCUGCCCCUUCCUGAAAUGCCCUCUCCACCCUUCUCUCCCAUUCAGACCCAGCUGUCCUAGGGUAGCUCCAGCCCCAGUUUGUCUGCAAAGACUUCCCAUGCUUCAGUCCUUUAUGACAUUCUUCCUUGGAAUUAGUUGCAACCCCUAUCAAUGCCGCUUAUUUAGUAAUUAAUCAGAUACUACUUUUGGAAAUCUCUUGUACUGUUAUCUUGCAUUUUAAUUUAACUCCUGUAUUGUUACUUACUUUUUCUUGUAUGUAUGCGUUGUCUUCCCAACUAGAUUGUAAGCUCCUUGAGGGCAGGGACUUUGGUCUUAUCUUCCAUGUACUCUCCAUAGUGCCUAGCACAGUGCCUUGCAAUAAAUACUCACUGAUUAAUUGAA
Messenger RNA from Pongo pygmaeus (Bornean orangutan), 6403 nucleotides. RefSeq names its product contactin 4 (gene CNTN4). Gene Ontology annotation, molecular function: cell-cell adhesion mediator activity. Lineage: Eukaryota; Metazoa; Chordata; Mammalia; Primates; Hominidae. Gene Ontology annotation, cellular component: axon; plasma membrane. The record is from RefSeq and is a predicted model, not a curated record. The transcript is spliced from 24 exons. Gene Ontology annotation, biological process: cell-cell adhesion; axon guidance; brain development. Bases 485 to 3565 code for a protein of 1026 amino acids.